Messenger RNA from Drosophila miranda, 2430 nucleotides. RefSeq lists its product as uncharacterized. Gene Ontology annotation, biological process: signal transduction; positive regulation of fibroblast growth factor receptor signaling pathway; positive regulation of epidermal growth factor receptor signaling pathway. Lineage: Eukaryota; Metazoa; Arthropoda; Insecta; Diptera; Drosophilidae. The record is from RefSeq and is a predicted model, not a curated record. The transcript has 4 exons. Bases 616 to 1947 code for a protein of 443 amino acids.
ACCUCGCUGCCGCUAGCGCUGACGUUCAAAACGCUCCACAACAUUGCCGAGUGCGGUUCGUCUUUGCUUUCGUCGCCGAAUUUUCGUUGUUAUCACUAUCGGGUACCGCUGCACUGCUUAACGGUACAUCCCAAACUUAUCCAAACUGCACGCGAAACUAAGAGUGCAACCAAAACGAAUUUUGACAAAAUAAGGAAAACAAGUGAAAAUACAUUCAACCGAGAACUACGAAUCGAAACUGUGACUAAAAGGGCAAAUAUAGAAAAAUCACUGCACCUGUUUCCUGUACAUCUGUUCGGUUCUGCUCCCUCCUCGAGUGUCGGCUCCACGCGUACCCCAUGCGGCACGUACGCACCUCUGGCUACGGCUACGCAUAAAAAUGCGGCGUGUAUGUAAAACACAGUGAAGUGCGCGCUGAUAACUUAAUGCAAACCGAAGGGCCAUAAAAAGCAAAAAGCAACAAGAAGUUAGAGGAGACAGACGGCCUUGUGUUUGUGGACUUCUUCUUCGGGCCAUCCAUCAAAGUCAAGAGGCGGCAGUAAAGUCUUGGGAUUACACACCAUACCUGUACCUAUUUGGAUAUAAAACUCUCUCUCUCUCUCAUCCGCUCUAAAGAUGCUGAAGCACGUACAAAUCUCGCCGUUGCGCAAUCGCUCCGAUUCCGUGUCGCUGCGAUCCUCGAGCAUUGCCUCGUCGUGCGCCAGCUCCAUGUGCGGCAGUCCCGAGCCGCCUACGGACCAUCUCCAGCGCACACCUUCGCGGGCCUCCAGCUACUCCAGCCUCAACGAGCAGCCGCCACAGACCACCAUCAAAGUGUACACCAACUGCCUGAAGAUCGACAUCGAGUACAAAACCCUGGGCAUACAGUGGGACACCACCAGCAAGGAGGUUAUAGCCAUGCUGCUGAGACGCCUCAAGAUGCGUCACCGGGACCCGCGCCUGUUCUACCUCUCCAUGGAGGUGGCCGUGCGUCGGGCGGGAGUGAAGACCAUUCUGGUGCUGGACGACGACACCCGUCCGGCCAUCAUGCAGGCCUGUCAUCCCAAGGGCGAGUCCCGCUUCUGCCUGCAGCUGAAGGCCGGCGGACUGAUCCGCGUCCACACCUCGGCCCUGCAGCCCAGCUCCCAGUACAAGUCGCUGGUGAUCAGCGAGGAGACCAACUGCGACGAGCUCCUGCAGCUGCUGCUCGGCUGCUACAGCUCCCUGGAGCCCGUCGAGAACUUCUCGCUGUACGAGGUGUGCCCCGGGCAGGAGUGCCAGCGGAAACUCCACCCGGACGAUCUGCCACUGCGCGUGCAGGCGGAGCGGAUGAAGCGCGGCGAGAACUGCCACUUCCUGGUGCGUCGCACCCCCAACUAUGCCCGGCGCCGCCAGCUGUUGGCCAACCUGAACGAGGCCAUCAACCAGAGCUUCGAGAACGAGUCCGCCCUGGCCACCGGCGAAGCUGUGGAGGAUGCGACCAGCCUGCUGGAGCUCUCGCUCGAGUCGGAGCUGUCGCUGUCAGAGGAUCUGCGCAGCUGCAGCAGCGGCAGCACGGAGGAUGCCGAGGACGAGGACGAGUGCGCCAGCAGCUCCGGCUCCUCGGACAACUCCACAGAAUGCGCUCUGCGUCGCGACUUCUAUCCACGUCCCACAUCCAUGGUCUCGCCCUCGGCCCCGCCAGCACCCGUCGUCCCAUCUGUGUCUCCGGCCCGGGCCUACAGUCCGGUGUACAACAUCCGUGAGAUACGCACGGCCUCGCACUCGUUCUCCUCGCUGGGCAAGGACAAGAAGCUGCUGGACAUUCACAUGAACGCCCGCUACGGCCCAGCCGGCAUCUACAGCCGACUAAUGCCCGUGGCCGAGACGGAGGUGCUGGACCUGAACGGCAAUGCCCCCUCGAAGCUGGCGGCGGAGGCUGUCAACAACAACCCAUCCCAGGGACUGGGACACUUUGUCUAUCUGUAGCCAGCGCAUGGAUUAGUCAACCUGUAAAUAGAGUUAGAUAUCAACUAGGACUUAAGACGACGUUUAAGCCUCCAAAAAAGUAGAAAACAAAACGAUUACCGUUUGGACCAAAGAUGCAUUUGUAGGUUUAACAUUUAACAUUUAGAGUGGCAAGUGUAAAUAGUUAACUAUAGUUUAAGCCGUCGGCCAAGACGAGCACGGAGAUGAUGAAGAAGCAGUGCUUAUACUAAGAAAGGAAGAACCUAAGCACACACAUCAGCUGUGGCCACAAAUCGUUGUGUGUCGCUCUCUUAGUAUAAUGCUAACAAUCCCAAAUCAAUCUAUCAAGGAGUCUAUAGCUAAGUGCUUUAGUCCCGCAACUAAAGCUUCGAUAAGUCGUAAGAAUCUGUCGAGAAGAGAAGAGUAGGUCAAGUGACUAACAUGCAUGUACGAGUAGAAACCAAAAGAUAUUGUAAUAAUAAGUCUCGACUAUGUAAAACUCAA